This is a messenger RNA of Scedosporium apiospermum, 2082 nucleotides long. RefSeq names its product Phosphorus acquisition-controlling protein. The record is from RefSeq and is a predicted model, not a curated record. Gene Ontology annotation, molecular function: RNA polymerase II transcription regulatory region sequence-specific DNA binding; protein dimerization activity; DNA-binding transcription factor activity, RNA polymerase II-specific. Gene Ontology annotation, biological process: regulation of transcription by RNA polymerase II. NCBI's taxonomy places the organism in Eukaryota, Fungi, Ascomycota, Sordariomycetes, Microascales, Microascaceae. Bases 1 to 2082 code for a protein of 693 amino acids. Gene Ontology annotation, cellular component: RNA polymerase II transcription regulator complex. The transcript has 2 exons.
AUGGCCAUGAUGGACUCCUCUGGGUGGAAUCCCCAGGAUCAGGCCAUGGCGUCAACCACGGAGGAUGACUUUCAGCAGUUUCUCGAGAUGCAGGGCAUGUCAAAUAUGGGCGAUGGCUUAAAUUUUGAUUUUCAGUCCUUCCAGGACUCCAAUAACACAGCGAUGCUAUCGCAGGCACCCCGUGAGCAAAUGGAUACGUCAAUGGGCGGUACGGAACCUUCUCUCGUUAUACCUACGACAGCCGGCUUGAGCCAAGGACAGAUAACUGCCAUGACUACCGGAGCGAGUCACGGCUCCAUCCAGGCACACAUUGCUCACAUGCCGCCCACUCCAACCGAUGCCAUCUCCGAGAUCGACGCCCAAAUUCAGUAUCUUCAGCAGCAAAGGCUUCAGCAGCAGCAGCGGCAAGCGCGCGAACACCAGUCAACGUUCUACAACGGUCGGAAUCAUGUAGUACCACCCACUCCUCAGAGUCUGGAGAUCCAAGCUGGGACCGGGCAAUUCUUCUCCCCGGUGGAGACUCCCAUGUUCGACAACCGUGCCCACUGCAUGAAGGAUACUCAACCAGAGAUGGCCUUCACCCCCCUUGUGUCGCCAGCCGUGACACCUCUAGAUCCUCAUUUCAAUGUCGACUCGACUUUCGCCCUCCCAGGCACAUACUUUAGCCCUCUAACUUCUCCAGCCCUCCAUGCCCAAAACGAUCCCGGCGUCUUUUACGGCCAACAGCAGAUGCAGCAGCCGGUGGUUAACACAACAUCUCCCGUCGAAAUGGAUUUGGAAACGCCGACACCGACGGCCCCGAUUUCUGACAACACGAAGAAGGCGCGGAAAUCAGGCACGAAGACGGGCAGAAAAGUGAAUGUUCGCCAGUCGCCAAUUGCGAAGCCUCAACGGCGGAAAACCACUAGCUCCUCUAUUGUCAACCAAGUGCUUAAUGAAGCGGUGGAGAACCGUCUCACUUCGAGUCCUAGUGUUCUAGCCAACCGCCGGGAAGACACUGACGAGAACAGUUCAGUCUCUCCAGAAGCUCUUUCAGACAUGCCUCCACCUCCUUUACCCCCUCCGAAAGCAAGCAGCAAGAAGGCAAAACCCGCCGCCUCCUUACCUCUCGCAGCGAUGCCCUCCCCAGCAACCCCGGCCUCCCUAAUGAAACUCCCCGCCUCUUCGAGCACCGUUAAAGUCAUCCCCCCUGCGAGCAAUCACAGAGGACAGGCCUUGUCAGACCCUAUGGAUACGUUCUUCCAACUUCCGGAUUCAGCCACCGAAAUCCCAGAAGACCAUCCCUCCCCCAACGAUGCCCAGACGCAAGAGCAAAGACAGUCGACGGCGAGAGAAUCGAGUGCAGGAAAGACGCCGUUGAUGCAAGCCCUGCCAUCGCCAUCUUUUGCUAGGUCGGGGACGAUAUCGGCGAGCCAGAGCCCAAUGCUGGCACCUGGCGGCUCUACUCCCGCGGCUCGGAGGACACCACAACUAGGGCCUCGCGGGAGCAAGAAGAGGACGGGUUCCGUGACGGCAUCCCCAGCCCUAUUGCCUAAGAUCUCGCCAAAUAUAAAACCUCUUUUGCCCGGUGCUGGAGACGAGUCCCUGGAGGAUACAGCAUCCCGACUACUAGCCACUAAAUCCAACUACCAAAAUAUUCUCGAGGGCAACAAGGUCCCUGGUGUUUCUUACCCGAGUGAGCUGUCGACAAAUCUCACGUCUAAACGCACGUCGCACAAGAUUGCGGAACAGGGUCGCAGAAAUCGCAUCAACUCCGCUCUCCAAGAGAUUGCCUCUCUAUUACCGAAGGGAAGCUCCAAAGACGGCAAGAGCAGCGACGAUGCGGACGGCAGCGGCGAAAAGAAGGAUGGAAAGUCGGGCGUUCCCAGCAGCAAGGCGAGCACAGUGGAGAUGGCGAUCGAGUACAUCAAGCAGCUAAAGAGAGAAGUGGCCGAAGCUACCAAACGCGCAGAAGAGGCGGAGAGAAAGCUGGGAAUAGGUGGAGUGGAGGGCAAUGGACAAUCGGAGCUAAGUAGGUCGGCCAACGAAGCGGAGAGAAGCGCCUUGACAGGAGCUCCACAGAACGGGGAGCCGGCCACUUAG